This is a messenger RNA of Rasamsonia emersonii CBS 393.64, 1605 nucleotides long. Its product is annotated as Aromatic-amino-acid transaminase. Gene Ontology annotation, biological process: aromatic amino acid catabolic process; L-tyrosine biosynthetic process. The record is from RefSeq and is a predicted model, not a curated record. Gene Ontology annotation, molecular function: aromatic-amino-acid:2-oxoglutarate transaminase activity; L-2-aminoadipate:2-oxoglutarate transaminase activity; pyridoxal phosphate binding. Bases 1 to 1605 code for a protein of 534 amino acids. The transcript has 7 exons. NCBI's taxonomy places the organism in Eukaryota, Fungi, Ascomycota, Eurotiomycetes, Eurotiales, Trichocomaceae.
AUGAGCCCCGGUCCGGUCGAUAUCGAAGUCAAGGGCGAGACGGAUACGACCUCCGUCGUCGUUCCUGAGCCGCUCACCGUCGAUGACGUGACGGCGUGGAGAGCGAAGGGGUCCGUUCCCACGGGCACGGCGGCCGCUUCCAACAGCGACAUGUUCAAGAGCCCGGCAUGCUAUACCAAGCCAAAGGCGAAGCGCUGGGAUCUCCAGUCUUGCUGUCCAUGCCAGCAAAGAAGUCCUGCUAAUCCAAUGGCUGAUAGAUAUCAUCUCCACCGAGGCAAAGUCCCGACAGGCUUGAUUUCUCUGGGCGGUGGUCUUCCAUCCAGUGAGAACUUCCCCUUUGAGGAGCUCUCCGUGAAAGUCCCUACUCCUCCGGGUUUCUCUGAAGCCGAGACACGGGCGUCCGGGACGGUUGUGAAAGCAGGGAAGCAUGACAUCCGGGAAGGAACCAGCGUAUAUGAUCUGGAGGUCGCUCUCAACUACGGACAAUCCGUGGGAGCGGCUCCGCUGUUGCGUUUUGUAACAGAGCACACUGAGAUCGUGCAUCGACCUCCGUACUCUGAUUGGCAAUGUUGCCUGACCGUUGGAAGUACCGUCGCGUGGGACGCCGCUUUGCGAAUCCUGUGUGAGAGAGGCGACUACAUCCUUACCGAGGAAUACUCCUUCUCGACCGCUCUUGAAACCGCCAGACCGCUGGGCAUCAAAGCUGCCCCUGUCAAGAUGGACGAGCAAGGCCUCCUUCCAGAGUCCCUGGACGAGGUCUUGACGAAUUGGGACGAGAAGGCCCGUGGUGCUAGAAAGCCUCAUCUCCUUUACACGAUUCCAUCCGGUCAGAACCCUACGGGAGCCACGCAGAGUGCCGAGCGGCGCAGGGAAGUCUACAAAGUCGCGCAGAAGCACGACCUGUUCAUCGUCGAGGAUGAGCCUUACUACUUCCUCCAGAUGCAACCGUAUACUCCCGCAGGUGCCGAAUCCGUUCCACCCCCCGCCACCCGCGAAGAGUUCCUCAAGGUUCUGCUUCCGUCUUUUCUGAGCAUCGAUGUGGAUGGGCGGGUGUUACGCCUUGAGUCUUUCUCGAAGGUGAUUUCACCGGGCUCUCGGACAGGAUGGAUCGUGGCUUCCGAACAGAUCGUGGAGCGAUUCAUCCACCACUUUGAAUAUUCCACUCAGAACCCGAGUGGCAUCUCCCAAAUCGUCCUGUACAAAUUGCUGGAUGAGCAGUGGGGACAUGGUGGGUAUCUGGACUGGCUCCUGCAUCUGCGGCUGGAGUACACGCAACGCAGGGACGUCAUCGUCCGGGCGUGUGAGGAAUUCUUGCCCACGGAGAUCGCCAGCUGGGUUCCGCCUUCUGCGGGCAUGUUUGUCGACUGGCGCAAACACCCUGGCUUCAAGCAGGGUUGGACGCACGACGCGAUCGAGGAGUCGAUCUUCAAAGCCGCGGUCGACAAGGGUGUCCUCGUGUCUAGCGGAAGCUGGUUCAAGGCCGAUCGAUCCCAGGAGGAAGAAAAGAUGUUCUUCCGAACGACGUUUGCCGCCGCCCCGGGCGACAAGAUUACCGAAGCGAUCAAGAGGUUUGGUGAAGCGCUGCGGGCUGAGUUUGGCUUGUGA